Molecule: messenger RNA, 4444 nt
Organism: Octopus bimaculoides (California two-spot octopus)
Lineage: Eukaryota; Metazoa; Mollusca; Cephalopoda; Octopoda; Octopodidae
Product: protein O-mannosyl-transferase TMTC2
Biological process (GO): protein O-linked glycosylation via mannose
Cellular component (GO): endoplasmic reticulum membrane
Molecular function (GO): protein binding; mannosyltransferase activity
Source: RefSeq, a predicted model, not a curated record
UAAAUACAUUUAUGUAUACAAAAUAAAAUAUGUAACUCACUCACACAAACGAUAAAGACUCGAAAUAGACGGAUGCAUGAAUAGAGAGAAAAAAAUGAGAGGGUAAGAAAUUAAUAUAAAACAAAAGACAGAUGAACACAUAGACUAAUGCAACAGACAGUCAGUAUAGAAAAAUAAACUGUUAGAUAGAUACAUAGACAAAAGUAGAAAGAGAAACACAGAGGCUAUGUAAAUAAAUGAAUGAGUGAGGAGGGAAAACAGAGGCUAUGGGAAUGAGUAACUGGGAGGAGGAGGGAAAAGUAAAAGUGUGUAUGUGUGUGUGAGAGACAGAAAGAGAGAGUGGAGAAACAGUGAGUGAGAGAGAGCGCGCCAAGCGAAAGAGGAUCAGAGUGAGUGAAAGACAAACUGGAAGUAAAUGUAGGAGGAAUGUCAGAGGCGCUUUCUUCGCUAUGUUGGUUUUGCAUUAGUAACAGUUGUUAUAAUAUUAAUCGAAAUACACAAACAGUUUAAGCUCCGAGUAUAUGAUCCCGGCUUUUGGUGUUUUUUUACACUUUUUAUUUUAUUUUUGGUGAGCAUGGAGGAUGGAGCACUAUUAUCCCACAUUGGUGAUUACAGGUGCAGCCGCGUUUCUUUUAUACAUCAACACCUUCGAUGCAGAUUUUGCCUACGACGACAGUCGAGCUGUUCAGAAGAACCCAGACCUCCUUCCUGAGACACCAAUCCAGAACAUUUUCUAUGAUGAUUUCUGGGGGACACCAUUGGUCAACAGUGGUUCGCAUAAGUCAUACAGACCAAUAUGUGUGCUCUCGUUCCGCCUGAAUCAUUUCUUCAGUAAACUGAACCCUUGGAGCUACCAUUUUACCAAUGUUUUACUUCACUCGUUAGUCACAGUUUGCUUCACUCAUAUGUCGAGUGUUUUCCUCCACCGAACUCUACCAACACUCAUUGCAGGAAUCUUGUUUGCUACACACCCAGUUCACACUGAAGCUGUUGCUGGCAUUGUAGGACGAGCAGAUGUUGGGGCAUGUCUGUUUUUCAUACUCAGCUUUCUUAGCUACCGUCAAUAUAUUUACUACAGGGAUGGCUACUGUGAUGGAAACCCUAAAGAAUUUAGCAACCCUGAAACAACCCCACGUCACAGCAAGAGGCUUUUGUAUCUGUUCUUGUCUGCUGUUUUAGCUACACUGAGCAUGUUGACCAAAGAACAUGGGAUUACUGUUCUAGGUGUCUGCAUCAUCUACGAAGUGUUUGUUCAUCAGAAAAUAUCACCAAAGGCUUUCUUUCAAAUUUUUAAACAGAAGCAAUACAGUCGUCUCCGGGAAGGUCUUUUAAUGCUAUUCUUCUGCUCAGUUGGUCUACUAUUUCUACGAUUUUGUUUAAUGGGUAGCAAACCCCCAGAAUUUGCCCCUUCUGACAAUCCUGCAGCUGACUCAAAAAGCUUCCUGACACGAACUUUGACAUUCCACUAUCUGCUCACUUUAAACUUGUGGCUGCUUCUUUGUCCUUACAUUCUGAGCUUUGAUUGGUCAAUGAACUCUAUACCGCUUGUUGAGAGCUUGGGAGAUUCACGGAAUAUUGUCACCAUAGCAUUCUAUUGUGGGCUCUUGUACAUUGCUAUUUAUAUUUUAAAACACAUAUCACACUGCACCCACGUCACACCAGAAUUGCACGUCAUGCAACACAGUUUACAACACAAUUCACACAAUGUUACGCACAGCUCAAAAUUAACAAAAAUCCAUAGAAAUGGUACUACAGAGUCACACCAUCAUCCUCCAAGGGUACUGAAUGGAACCCGAGGAAGAUUAAAAAAUUUUGCAGAAUCUGCUAACCACCAAAACAUGACAUUAACUGGCGAAGACAAUAGAUCUUCAUUAGACUGCAUUAUUUUUUCAUUAGCUGUCAUUAUUGUGCCAUUUAUACCGGCCACAAAUCUAUUUUUCUAUGUAGGCUUUGUGAUUGCAGAGCGUGUCCUCUAUAUACCCAGCAUGGGAUUUUGCAUGUUGGUUGCCAAAGGUGCCGAAAAACUCUACUUUCACUACCAUUCCAGUCGGAUGUGUCGGAUAGCUAUCGUUGUUAAUGUCAUUUGUAUUUUAGUUUCCUUCACUGCACGGACAUUUCUAAGGAAUCAAGACUGGCUGACUGAGGAAUAUCUGUAUCGUUCUGGAAUAGAUAUCAACCCAGCAAAAGCAUGGGGAAACCUUGCCAAUGUGUUAAAUAGCCAGGGAAAAGAGAAAGAAGCUGAAUUUGCAUACAAGAAUGCUCUGAAAUAUCGUAGUAAUAUGGCUGAUGUUCAUUAUAAUCUAGGUAUUCUUUUACAAGAUCAGCAACGUUAUCAUGAAGCAAUAGAGAGCUACAAGACAGCAAUUUUAUGCCGUCCGAAACUCACAAUGGCUUACCUGAAUCUUGGAAUUGUCUACAGUUUGUUAGGUAGAAAUGAUGAAGCAGAAAAGAGCUAUUUGAACUGUUCAAAUGUAGAUAUUACCGGUUUGCGAGACCCUCGACUUCAUGAAAGUACCAAGAUCUCUGCUCUCUAUAACCUUGGCAGAAUGUAUGCAGACGAACAGAAAUAUCAGUUGGCUAUUGAGACCUAUAAUAAAGCUAUUCAAAGAGCACCCAGUUAUUAUGGAUUGCAAAGUAUUUACAAUAUGUUAGGUGAAGCUUACAUGAAAUCUGAUGAUGAGGCCAAAGCAGAAUUCUGGUACCAGGAAGCAUUGCGUGUGAAGCCUGACCAUUUACCAGCUCACAUCACAAUGGCUAAACUGCUGUCCAGAAGAAACCAACUAGAUAAAGCUGAAAAAUGGUACUUAAAAGCAAUGGCUCUUGAUUCCACGUACAAAACUGCUCACCAGCAUUACGCUCAGUUCCUGGGUGAAUCUGGCCGGCAUGCUGACUCAGUUCUUGUCUACAAACAGGUGCUUGAAACGAAUAGUGAUGACUUUGAACUUGUCUUUAACACAGCCAAUGCUUUGAGACAAUCUGGUAACUACACUGAAGCUGAAGAUUUUUACCAAAGGGCUGCACAACUGAAUCCUCAGGUUGCCACAGCUCACAUGAACCUUGGUGCCAUCUUACAUCUCAAUGGUAAAUUAGAAGAAGCGGAAAAGAGCUACAAGGAGGCUUUACGACUGAAACCAAAUGAUGCCAUGACCAAAGAUAAUCUUGCUAAACUCCAAAAACUGAUGCAGAGUCAAGCAGCUAGAGUGGCUGGUAGGAGCUGACCAACAGCUACAGUGGCUGGUUGGGCUGGUCAGAAAAGAAGAAACUGAAUACAGUUUCAAACUUUGAUUCAAUAGAAGUGAAAGUGUUCGGAAUAGGAUUGAAAGUAUUUGACCUUAUGGAAUUAAAGAAUCUGAAUAAUAUUGCAAUAUUUGAACCUAUGAAAUUAAAAAAGGCUUGAAUAUUGCUGCAAAUUUUGACAGAUCAAAACAGAAGGAUCUAGAUGACAAAUCACACACUAUGAUUGUCCAAAAGAGAGUGAGAUUUGGUCACAUUUUAAUCUGGCCAAAUGCAAAGAGACUGAAUAGUGACAGCAAGAAGAUGAACUGACUAUAAGAGAACAGAAUAAAAGCAAUAUAGGUGAUAUAAGAAGAAAGAUGACAAUAUAAGCUGACCUAAAGUAACAAUAUAAUAGCAAUGUCAUGUCAUAUAGAAUUAUGGAAAUUGGUAUGACUGACUAGAUUGACCAUAGUCAUCAGAAUGACAAUAAUGAACUAAUCUCAUCAUACGAGUCAGAACGAGAGAAAGAAAACACAGACUGAUGAUUAUUAUAAAGAUGAGGAAAGCUAGAAUGGCCCUUGUGGUUAAUUCGACAUAAUGAUAAUAGAAUAAAUGUGGGCAGUCAUGCUUCUUAUGGGCGGCAUAAGAAGCAUGACUACCCACAAUGCUUUGAGAGUGUAAUGAUGGAUUGACUGUGGUAGUUAAAUUAACAACAAGAAAUUUCCUAGCCUGAUAAUGAAUACGACAAUGACCAGCUGUACUAACCAUGAAUGUUGGAGUGUUAAGAACUUGGGGGAAGAAGGCAAGGGGCAGUAGCAGGAAGACAAGGGACUGAUGUAGGGGUCACAAAAAAAGCUGCUUUUCAUUUAUUCAAGACUCUAAUAUUAGGCUGCAUGCUGAUAAUUCAAUGACAAAAUGUAAUAUUUUUACUUACACAUUGACUAAUUUUAAAUAGAGCCAGAUAAUGUUGCAAAUGAUGGAGUGACAGAAAUGGUAGUCUUGGACUAAAUGCCAGGCAGUAUUUAGUUUUGUCUCUCUUACACUCUGAGUUCUAAUCCUGCCAAAACUAACUUUGUUUUUCAUUCCUCCAGGGUCUAUAAAAUAGGUACCAGUCUUAAACUGGGACCAUUUCAGUCAAUGAUACACCCUCCUUAACAAAACUGUGGUCUUGUGCCAAUGUAAGAUUAUAUAAUAAUAUGUAAUAAAUUUAAAGAAAAAAUUUACCAAA